Schistosoma haematobium is the source of this 4823-nucleotide messenger RNA. RefSeq lists its product as uncharacterized. Lineage: Eukaryota; Metazoa; Platyhelminthes; Trematoda; Strigeidida; Schistosomatidae. Bases 1 to 3342 code for a protein of 1113 amino acids. The record is from RefSeq and is a predicted model, not a curated record. Gene Ontology annotation, biological process: signal transduction. The transcript is spliced from 7 exons.
AUGUCAUUAUUUCGAAGAUUUUUCUCAUGUACCUCUACUGACAAUUAUCCGUUCUCAUAUACAACUAAUCUUGUACAAGAGAAUACUAAAAAAUUUCCUAGUAAUAGUAAUAAUAUUUGUAUUAUAUGUCAUGAAUCCGUUAUAACCUGUUUAAAUAAUCAAUCUAUUAAAAAGCAGAAAUAUUUGUCAUCAAUUACAAAAAAUAAGCAAUUAUCGCCGUUAACAACAGAAGAAAAUCAAAAUAUUCAAACAAAACAACCAGGAACUAUGUCAGUUUGUAUUUCAUGUACAGAUAUACUUGAUAAUAACAAGAAUCCACAACUAAGUGAUAAUAAGAUGUUAGAUGUAACAACUUCAUCUUAUCAAUACAAUUUAACACAUCCAUAUACUACUAAUAUUAUUACUACUAAUCCAACAACAACAUUACCAAUAUCAACAGUAAAAACAUGUAUUUCGAUGAAUGAUACUACUGAAAAAUCAAUUAGUUUACAGUGUUCUAAAUUUAUUACACGUUGGAUAACACAUUGUCCAUUUCAAUGGAAUAUAAAAUCAUCAAAUCAACAAAAAACUAUAAUAAAUAAUAAUAAUAAUAAUUGGCAAACAACAACAGCAGCAACAACAACUAUCAUUUCUAAUAAUCCAAUUGAUCCUAUAUAUACACAAUCUACAUAUCAACAAGAUCUAUUAAAUUCAACCAACAAAACAAUUCAAACUAAUAAUAAUGAUGAAAAUAUUCAUGAAUUUAUUGAAGAAUGUGUUAUACCUAUACCUGUAUUUAAUUUAUUUCUAUAUUUAGCACAAGAAGGUGUUUAUGCAAAAGAUUUAUUUCGACGACCUGGUAAUAUUGCUCAAAUUAAACAUAUAUUACAACGUUUUGCAUCGGAUCAAAUGAUUGAUUGGAAAGAUUAUAAUAUUCAUACUGUAGCAACAGUUGCUAAACGUGUAUUAUUUAAUAUACCAAAUGGUUUAAUUGGUUUAAAAGGUGAAAAACAACUAUUACGUACUGCUUUAUUAACACAACAACCAUUAAAUGAUAAUAAUCAAUUAAAAACAAUAUGUAAAACAUCUAUAAUACAUCAUCAUGAUACAUCUAAUUUAGAAAUUGAUAAUAACACAGAGAAUUUACUCUUAGAAUUAGCUGAAUCAACAAAUACUUCACCAUUAAUAUCUGUAUUAGAUGAAACAAAUUUAAAUGAUAAUAACAAGAAUGUAUAUUAUACAAAUAAAGAAUAUACAGAACAAUUCAAUGAUGUAAUAAGACGUGCUAUCGUUAUUACAAAUAUUGAUACAACUCAACAAUCUAAUACGGUGAAUUUAUUAUUUUCAUAUGGUUCAAUAAAACAAAUCUAUCAAUUAACUCCAGUGGAUAUAGAACGUGUACAAGUUUUUCAAAAUAUACUUAAAGAUUUAACUAUAGCACAUCGUCAACUAACUAUAAUGAUAUUUGGUAUAUUACAUCAACUUGUAUUCAAUAUGGCAUUUAAUACAGCUAAUCAAAAUCAUGGAUUAGAAAAUGAUAAUGAUGAAUUACCUAAUAUUCCAUUACUUAAAUUAGCUGAAGGAGUUGUAAAAUCAGUUGCUGGUUCAAUGUUUCAUUCAUGUGCAUCAUCAAUAUUGUUAAUAAAUCAAACAACACAAGUACUUCAAUCACUUGUCAUUUGUUUCCCUGUUGUGGAUAAACAAUUUACACAAUUCUAUUGGGAUAUAUUAGAUAAUCGUUAUAAAUUAAAAAAAUCAAAAUCAAAUCAUUUUCCUGGUGUAAAAAUGAACAUUACAAAAUCGGGUAAUACUACACGUUCAGAAUCUUGUUCAUUUAUGAUUUAUCCUAAAUCAGCUUAUUCAACUCGUUUAAUAAAUGCUGCUGGACGUCUUUUCUGUUUAAAGAAUUCUAGUCCCACUAAUAUUACCGUUAAUAAUAAUAAUGUCAAUGAUGUACAAACAUCACCGCCAACAUCAAUUACAUCAUCAGUUAAACAUUUUUGUUUCCCACUAAAAGAUUCAACACGUCAAUUACAAAAAUCAAAACAAUAUUUAUCAAUACAUCGUGAAGCAUCCAUAGAGUCAUCAUUCUAUCAAAAUACCAAUGAAACUAAUAAUCAAAAUAAACAGACAGAAACAAUCAUUGAUCAACCUGUUGAUGUAUCACUUGUAUCGUUCACGGAUUCAUCAGAAUGUAACAAAAGAACUAAAUGUAAAGAUGUAAAAUUUUCAUCAUAUUCUAAAGUCAAUGUACAUAAUGAAUUAGAUAAUCAUAUAACAAACGAAAUGAAUACAAAUUUCUAUUCUAAUCCUAUCAAUCUUCGACGUAAUCAAUCACGUUAUCGUUCAUUACGUCGUAGACAAAUGGAAAAUUUAACAAAACGUGCUGAAUGGUUUUUACAACCAACUAUAUUACCUAAAUUAACAUUUACAUUAAAUCAAUUCAAUGAUAAUAAUGAUACAAAUACAAGUAUGUCUACAAUAUCAUUAUUAAAUAUACAAGAUAAAAUGAAUAAUACAAUGACAAAUCAUAAUUCUAAUAUGAUACAAGUUGUUCAUCCAAGAAUAUUAUUCACAUCAUCUACAAGUGAUUUAUUGAUUCCAUCAAAUUAUGACCACCUAGAUACAACAUAUUGUCGUCAACCCUAUGAUGAAACAUUAUUAGAUCAUAAAAAAAUCAAUCCAACUCAUUUAUAUCCAUCCUACAAUUAUGGUCAUAGUUUUAAUAGUUUAUUAAAUCAUUCAUUAUUAUCAACAACGUCAUCAUCAUCAUCUAAUUAUUAUGUUAUAUCACAAUCAAAUCAAUUAUAUUCAUCUCAACUAAAUCAACAAAAUCAUACAAUCAAUUCAUUACUUAUACCGGGUUUAUCAUCAGAAGAGAAUAAUACUUCGACUCAUUCAUUUCUAUAUUAUAAUAUACCUAAAUAUUCAUUAUCAUAUCAUCAUGAUUAUGAUCAUAUCAAUAAACAUGAUCGUUUACAAUCAACAAGUUAUGAUAAUUUUCAUAUUCUAUCCUAUUCAUCUAAUCAUAAUAUACAUGAAAAUAAUAAUAUCAAUCUAAUAGAUAAUUGUAAUAUAACACCUACUAAUAUAUCUUCUAUAUCGAAUACAAAUUAUACUAAUUCAACAAAUCUUUCAUUCAAUGUUAAAAAUGAAUUAUGUCAUAAUAAUAAUAAUAAAUUAACAUCAUCUAUCUCAGGUUUAGAUAUUAUUAAAAAAUCAAAUAUGGUUUAUUCUGAUUGGUCCAUUGAUCGACCAAUCAAAAAUGAACUUUUAAAUCGUUAUCGUCCACGUAGUCAUAGUAUUAGUAAUAAUAGUAGUAGUAGUCGUCGUCAUAGUAAUAAUGUAACUAAAUUAAAAUAAUCUAAACUAAUACCAUUAUAAAAUGAAUUUAAUAAUAAAUAGAUAAAUACAAAAUAUAAAUUAUAAACUAGUUAAUUGUUUUUUUCUCUUUAUUCAUUCAUUUUAUUGUUUAGUUACUUUUUGUAUACAAAUAGAUUUAAUAUUAUUGUCCUAGUCAAUAAUAUUUUAAUGAUUUAACAAUCAAAAAACUGUCUCUCUAUCUCGUUCUUUGAACUUUGUUGAUUUCGUUUAAAAUCUAAUCUAUUACUGAAAUGUAAUAUACUUUAUGAUCAUUUAAUACUCAUUUGUAUAUAUAUAUAUAUAAUAGUGACAAUUGAUAUAUAUAUAUAUAUAUAUAUACAUAUAUAUAUAUAUAUAUAUAUAUAUAUUGCAGGGAGAUGCAAAAUACUCAUUACAUAUAUACUUAGUGCUAAUAUCACAAAUGUAUGAUUUUAAUUUUGUAAUGAGUUCAUUGAAUUGAACAUUUAAUACAAAACAAACAAACAUGACUGGCAUUUAUUUUGAUUGAAUGUUUAUUUAUUUAUUUAUUUGUAAUUGUAAAUGUAUUUUAAGAUUUUUCAUGGAUAUAAUACUGAAAAAAAACAAAAAAAUGACGGUCAUCGAAAAUCUUGCAUUUUUAUAAUAGAAGAAAAACUCUCACACACACACGCACAUACGCACACACACAUUGAUAAAUAGUAUACAAAUGCAUUUUUCGAUUUUUCUAAAUGAUCUCAAUAUGACACAUUAAAAAAUGAAUAAAUCAAACAACACGUUUAUACUUUCCAUGAAGAUAAGUCUCAUCGUGAUCUUCGUUUCUUUCAUUCUUUUUUUAUUAUUAUUUUAUUUUAAUGUUUUCUUUACCCUAAUAAUCAUGAAUAAAUCAAAGGUGUGUAGAUGUGUGCGUGUAGUAGUAGUAGUAGAAGUUGAUGUGAAUAUACAUGUAUAAUUGUAAUUGUUUCGUCAACAUUUCUUGCUUAUAUCCUGUUUUCAAAAUUUCAAUGAAGCCAAAAGAAGAAGAAGAAAAAAAAAGAAAAAAACAACUAUUACGUCAUUAUAUUUUCAAAUUGUUUACUGUUUAAUUUUUGUUUUCAUGAAUUUUUUUGUGUGUUUUAUUCAUUAAAAUGUUUUUUUCUUUAUUUUUUUUUUGUGUGUGGAAAUUUUUUUCAAUUCUCAAUGAUUACUUUUAUGCUACAUUUUUUGUGGUUAAUCUGUAAUAAAACAAAAAAGAACAUACUGUGUGUAUGCAGAAAAAAAAGAAAAAGAGAAAAAAGAACAUUUAGCUUACUUUUUUCUUUUUUUUGUUCUGUUUUCUUUUUUUUCUAAAAUAAAUAAAGAAAGAAAUAAAGUUCAUUUAAUUGAUUGUUAAAUUUUAUUAUUCAUCAUUUUCCUUAAUUGUUUAUAUAAUUAUUAAAGUAAACAAGUUUGUUUUGCUUCUUUAAAUCAUUUGUAUUUGUCAACUAACAACUUUUAUUGAAAAAAUAUAAACAAGAAAGAAAGAG